UUCUGCUUAGCUCCAUGUUACCUCUGAUCAAGCAGACUUAUAAUUAUAGACGUUCCAGCCACGACAUCUCGUCUUUUUAUGAAUCAGGGAUUGUUUUGACGUGUAUUUCGUAAUUUAAGAUCGAAAACGGUGUGUUUUGAGUGAAAUUUGGUUGCCUUUUCUAGCUGAUCGAACGACUGCUCCCGCAUAUUUGUAUAAUAUAAUGUAGCGUUCUGUUCAAAAAGAAAGCGCUGAGUACACAAAACAUACAGAGGGAAUUUCUGGCAGGUUAAUAGAGACCCAGGAUGUUAAAAUUACAAUUUGGAUGCAUAAAUUGUGUUAUUAGAAAACGUGGCAUGAAUCAAAGAUUGUGUCUUCAAGAAAAUAUAAGAAGAAAAGAAUUUUGAUUACAAGUUAUAUCGAAUUAUCAUCUAAAAGUCAGAAAACAUAUCAUCAGAAGGAUAGAAAACAAAACCUCAAAGAAAAACAUGUGCAAAGAAUAUAAAUUUUUGAGGAUUUACAACUAUAUCUUUCAUGGAAUUUCAUUCAUAAUUUAAAUAAAUAUUUUUAAAAACAGAAGGUUUUGACAAUUAAAACACUGAAAUUUGUUUUAAAAAAUCUACACAAAAUAAAAUUUUUGCCAGAAAAUUUCCAAAACUGAUUGUGGACAAAAAUCAUUUGCUUUUGUAUUGAAAAAUCUUACAAAUUUGCUGCUGCUUAGAUAUCUUCUAUACAAAACUCGGUGUAUUUACUGUGCAACUGAAACACUACUGAUGCAUCUAUUAGAAAGUGCAUUGGAUUUUCUCAAUAUGACUUUAUCAUUAAGAAUAGAACCAUGCACAAAAUAGUUGAAUAUUUGCCUAAAUUCAAAUUGUCACUUCAUCUCUAUCAUCAGGUAACUUCUGGAAAAUCCUGUCAGCAAAUAUUGUUACAAGAAACAGUUAUCUUACUAUUCCAAUUGAGUUUUGAAUCGAAAAGAAAUGGUUGGAAUUUAACUUCUCUCUGCUUGGUCAUUGCUUUUGAAAACAACUUAGCAAUAAUUCCUCUGCUAAAAAAUGCAGACAAGUUGCACAGUACCAGGAUAUCAAUUCAGUUUGUGAUAUUUUUCAUUGCGAAUAAAUCAAAUUCAGAGCAUUUAUUUUUUAUAUCUUAUCCUGUCCAUGAACUUGUAACUGACAUUUUAACAAGCAGUCACAACAACAAAAUGUCUACAGAUAAACAUUCUUCUCUUAAAUCAAGAAAAUCCAUCAAAAAGCAUCGCUGUGAGUUCUGCAACAAAGAAUUCAUGAGCAGUUCUGCAUUGGUUAUUCAUAGACGCUCACACACCGGCUUGCGUCCUUACAAAUGUCCAUUCUGCAGUCGAGCAUUCUCUCAAAUGACUGGAAUCCAGCAUCAUAUUCGCACUCACACCGGGGAGAGGCCAUAUGUUUGCAACAUCUGCCAUUUUAAAUUUUCUCGCUCAGAUUCUUUGGCCAGACACAUAAAGAAGCGGCAUUCGAGUGUUCAAAAUGGAUUGGUAAAGAGAAAAAAGAAAACUUCAGAAAUAUCAAAGAAGCAGCUACUGCUUAGCUAUUAUAAUAAUUCCCACUCAGAUCCUACUACUUCUCAGCUAACAGACUCUAGUUUUAUGCUAAAUGGCUUUCUUGAUGUACCCACAGAAUUUCAGUCUUCAAAUUUAGGAAUUAAUUCAGAUGUACAUAUUACUGAUGAUUCUUCGAAAAAUUCACGUCUUAAGUUCCCAGAUGAAACACAUUCUCAUAAUAAAGUAACUGAUUCUUUCAUCAGAGAUAAAAGAUUUACGCACUCUAGAAUACAAUCUCCAAGAUUGAGAACUAAAUCCAUGGAUAAAAAAUAUUCAUUUUCAAAUUGUAAUUUACCUGAAUUCAGGUAUUCUGAUGUAGCACACCAAAGAAUUUCUGUUCCUCAAAAUGAAAUAUCUGAAAAUUCUAGGAAAAAUUAUAAAAGAACUGAAGAGACAUCUUUGCUGCAGUCUAAAGUGAAUAAAAGAUGUAAUUAUAACCCAAAUAUAAGUUAUGCUAAUAAUUUGGACAAUAUACACUUUAAAAAUGUCAGUGAUAUAAGUAUUUCCACAGAACUAGAAUCUAAGCUUCAUAAUUACCAAUAUGCCAACAGAAGAAAUCUGGAUACAAAGAAUGGUAAAUAUCACAAGUGUUUCUUCUGUUUCAAGUGUUUUGCAAGCAAGUCUGCAUUGAACAUACAUAAAAGAAUUCAUACUGGCAUUCGUCCCUAUGUCUGCAAAAUGUGUGGUCGUUCAUUUACCCAAAAAACCGGUUUACGACAUCAUUAUAGGACUCACACACAAGAAAGACCUUACAAAUGUAGCAUUUGCUUCUAUGCAUUCGCUAGAUCUGAUUCUCUUUUGCGGCACACAAAACUUCGACACAAGAAGCUGAAGAAAAAAGCCCCUGUUUAUAACAAACAAUUAAGAAAACCACCUGAAUGCUAUCCUAAUUCAGAGCAUUUUUUGGAAAAAUCUGGUAGUUUUAAGCAAGUGGUACUUCAAAAUGAAAACAAUAAUAUAUUUGAAAAUGAUCAUCUGGUUGCAAAAAAUGUUAACGAUCUUGACAUUCAUGAAUAUUCUAUUAGAAAUAAUACCAAUUCCAACCAUGUUUCAGUUGUUGAUUCCACUCUGUUACUCGAUCCAUUAAUAACAGUUUCUGAUGAAAUCAAUUAUGGUAGGCAUCAUGUACAGUCCACAGACUUUAGCAACAGUAAUUUGAGUUCUGGGGUCGUAUUGAAUAUCGAGAGACCUGAAAUCACUCGCACAAAUUCUCCUAUCUACAUAACUGAUGACGAAGAAGAAUUUGAUGUCAUUUCAUUCCCAGAAAAAAAUGAAAAUGUACCUGCUGUUAAAUCCUGCUUGAAGCCCUCCACCAAUUCUAAAAAUACCACAGGAAAAUAUGGGAAAAAACGAAAUCUUCCUUGUAAUUUCUGUCACAAGACUUUCUCUAGUUUCUCGGUGCUGAAAGUUCACAGAAGAAUCCACACUGGUGUUAGACCUUAUCGGUGUAAGUUUUGUGGUCGUUCCUUUACCCAACAGACUGGUCUUACCCACCAUCUACGCACUCACACUGGAGAAAAACCCUACUCUUGUGGGAACUGCAAUGCGCAAUUUUCCAGAUCUGAUUCCUUGGCUCGUCACUGGAGACAGCAGCAUUUAAAACACUCUAACACAAAAGGUAAUCAUUUGAAACAGAUAAAUAGAACUAAGAAAGACCAUGUUAGUUCAAGCAGCACUGACGAAAAUUUAAGCAUUUCAGCAAAGGAUGUCAGGCUUUCUGAAUCUGAAACAAAUAAUGUCCAAGAAAUAAGUGACAAUAAUCCAAGUUUAGAUCAGGUAAAUUUUGCAUCAGUUGUUAUAAAAUCUGAAGUUUCUAAUGAUGAACCUGUUCAGGCUGUUAUCUGUGAUACUUCUUCUAAAGAUGAACCUGUUCAGGCUGUUAUCUGUGAUACUUCUUCUAAUGAUGAUGCUGGCACUGCUGACAAACUGGAAACUGACGAUCUCAGUCCAACAUGGAAAAGUGGCAGUAGUUAUAGAGAUGAUGGAAAUUUCAGCAAUAUUGAAAUUGAAACCUUUGAACCAGUUCCAAAUGCAUUCAGUCCUUCCAAUGAACCAAACCUACAGCUGAAAUGUUCUUCAUGCAAAAAAGUGUUUAACGACAAAACUCUAUUAUCUUCUCAUGUGUGUGAGGUAAAUACUGAAUAUCAAUGUUUUCUUUGUGAUAUGAACUUUAACAAUACCAUCUUACUGGCCGAACAUAUGAGUGAACAGCAUAAUUUGAAACAAAACUGUAAAAGAGAAGGUGAGCUGUCACAAUUUUCCUUCGAGGAUGAAUUCGGUUCUCUUGUAGAAAUGGUAAUCACCCAUAAUAAUGAUAGAGAUGUUUGUCGUAUUUAUCUUAGUGACUUUUCUGAAAAUACCCAAACCAUAGAAAUGAACAUGGAUGAGAAAAUCAAUCAAAACCUUUCUGAUAUUUGGGAAUCUACAGAGAAUAGAAAACUUGAAGUUGCUCAACACUCUCCAAAUGGUUUUGAUUCUAAAGCGAACAUUUUCUGCCAAUCUGAUUACAAUGCAGGCACUAUAAGUAACCACAAGGACAGUUCUGAAGAUAUUUUGCAAAUUAAACUUGAGCAGGAUCAACAGGAAAUAUCAGAUAUUGUCAGCCAAAACAAUAGUAGCUUUGAAUCUUUCUGCUUGACUAACCAGGAGCAAGAAUUUCGCAAUGCCCUUGAACCAAAUACUAGCCCUCUUGGUACGCAGACAAAUGGAAUUAAUUCUGAGGCUUCUAAUUUUGUAGAUAAUAGCAGUGAUGCUGGUAUAUCCAUACCAUUGCUGGAUCUGAACCAGUGUAAGACAGAAGAUAAUGACAGCAACACUGCUCAGUUAAACAAAGAUUCUAAGCAAACUAGACACAAACAGCGCCAGUGUGAAUUCUGUAAGAAAUCAUUUAAUAGCAAAUGGGCUUUGAUUAUUCACCGCAGAUCCCACACUGGUGAAAAACCAUAUGAAUGUGGGCACUGUGGCCGUGGUUUCAGUCAGUUAUCUGGUGUUCAACAUCAUAUUCUCACACAUACUGGUGAGAGACCAUUUGAGUGUCAAAUUUGUCAUUUCAAAUUUGCUCGAUCUGAUUCAUUAGUUCGACAUACCAGAUUAAAACAUUCAGAAUGUGCAAGAGAAAAUGGUUCGAAAGAGGAGCCCAAGAAAGUUUCAACACUUUCCAAUGACCAAAGUUUAGUAAGGGACUUAAGGAAUGCAUAUAGUACAGAUAUGUUAGACAUGGAGACAGAUAUACAAAACAAUUGUACAAUGAUUGAACCAAUGUUACAAGAUAAAAACUUGAUUAACUUAUCAGAAUAUCCUUUGCUUCUUUCAUCUCAAGUGAAGGAAUCUGACACAAAGGAAAACAUUGCUUCAAAUUCUGAGGAUCAUAUUACUUUGAAAGAUAUCCACAAGGAAGUUGAUUUCGAUAAGGAUAUUAAAAAUUGCAACAUGUUAGACUUGUCUUUAUCUCCUUCAAAAGAUAUUUCUGCCAAGCAGAUAAAAACUUUUGAUUGUAAAUUUUGUGGGAGUCUGUUUCCAAAUUCUGAUGUUUUAUUGCAACAUUUAAUGCUAAGUCAUAGCAAUGAAAUUAUUUUAAAUGAUAUUAAAACAGAUAUCUUGCUCAAAUCUGGGUCUGAGCAAAAUAAGAAUUCAUCUCAAGAUUUCCUUAGUAUUUCCGAGUCCAAAGAAGCUUUAACAUUUCAUUCUAGUAAUGCUUCAUCAUUCACUGAAAAUUGUCUGCAAAGGGAUAGCAUUUUGCAUCUUUUAAAAGAGUAUGAUCUUGGUAUGGUGACAGAGAAUAAUUCAACUUUGAAUAGAGAUGAAAGCAACCCUAAUUUCAAUGUUGAUCUCAAAUAUAUAGAAAAUGUUGAAACUAUUCCUUUAGACAGGUUAGAGCAAAAUGGAGAUGGUCAAGAAAUGGACCAAAGUCAAAAUUCUUUUCAAAAUAUCAUUGAUAUUACAGAAACGAACUUUGAUUUGAAAGAAACAAGUGUUGAUGAAAUCAUAGAGAAAGAUCUUAACACUAGUGAAGAAAAAAAUCUGAAAGAUGUAGAUGUUGGCAAUGUUGAAGAGAAUAACAACAACAACAAUAAUAAUGAUGAUGAUGAUGAUGAUGUUAUAUGCAUCACACCCGAGAAUUUCCCUUCAAGUUUUCAGAUGAAUUCUUUGAAGGCUUUUGCUGAAGAUUUUCAUGUAACUGAAGAGAAAAGUUAUGAAGCCUCUUACAUGUCUCUCACAGAUAACAACAACGUGAGUGCAAGGGAAGUAACCGAACAGUCUAACCGAAGUAAUUCUUGUAGGUUUUGUGGCAAAAGUUUUCCUACUCAGUCAGCAUUAAAAGUGCACCAACGCACCCAUACCGGCCUGCGUCCAUAUAAGUGUCCAACAUGUGGCAGAGCAUUCACACAGAAAGUCGGACUCCAGCAUCAUGUCCGAACUCAUACAGGAGAGCGGCCAUAUCAGUGUAAGUACUGCAUUCAGAAGUUUGCUCGGUCAGAUUCUUUGGGUCGGCACAUAAGACACAAGCAUUUAAAAGCAACCAAGGAUUUGAAUUCUGUGAGUAACUAUCAGAAAAGCCUUGUAUCUCCUUUGUCCUUAGAAUCAGAUGCAAACCAAGAAGCAGCUAGAAAAAGAGAGAUGAACGGAGGAAAUUCCAAUCAACUGGAAUCGAAUUUCAUUGAGUCACAGGAACAUUCUUCUAGUACAAAUCCUAAUCAAAAGGAUUUUGUAAUGAUGACUCCAAAUUCAUUUGGAGACUUAUUUGUAUUGGAGCCAUCAGACAACCAUGUUAAGAAUAAUCUGAAUGAAUGUUUCCAAGAAUACAUUAGUUACUCUAGAUUGAAUGAUGAUAAUCACAUUGAUAGGAAGACUUUGAAUAUAUGUGACCAAAUGGAAGAAAGGAUGCAGAAUAGUUCUUAUUCGACUCCUAAUGCUAGCCUACUACAGUCUUCUAGUAACACACCAGGCAAGUCAUCUGACACAAUUGUUUUGGAAGAGAUGGCAAUAAAUAUAAGUGAUUCUGAAUGUAAUUCACCUGAACAAAACACAACAAUAAAAUAUGAAAAUGAUCUUACCUGUGAUAUUUGCUGUAAAGAAUUCUCUAAUUCACACCUGUUAAUAAAGCACCUAAAAGAUCAUAUAAAUGCUAGUAAAGAAACUGCAACCAAUCCAGAUAAGACCAUCUCUGCUCCUGUCCCAACUUGUUAUCUUAUAGACCUCAGUGAUGAGAGCUUAGAACAAAAAUCACAAAGUGAAUUAGACAUUGAUCUAAUGGAAUCUGAUUUGCUCUCAAAUAUAACCAAAGAAAAAUGCAUGGAAAACAAGAAUGCAACUGAAAUGCAAGAAUUCAAUUCAAGAACCGAUCCAAAAAUAGCCUCCUCUUCAUUACCGAACCUGAUAGAUGAUGAUAGUCAAACCGAGAUUGGUAUUGAGAAAAAUGCUGAUAAUUACCAGUUGGUUACAGAAACAGAAGACACUAACACAACAACCAGUGUUCUUUCUAAUAUGAUUUCCCCGAAUCUCCUGCCCCACCACACUAAUGUGGUCUCGACAGGUACACGAGACAAUAUUACUUGCAGUAAAACCAAUAACAACUCUCUUUUAAUCAUCAAAGACGGUACUAGAUUUAAACUUGGCCACAAAAGGCACAUUUGUAAGUACUGCAGCAAAAGUUUUGCAAGUUCUUCCGCCCUUGUGAUUCACACUCGGACACACACUGGUGAAAGGCCUUAUGAAUGUGAUUAUUGUUCACGAGCCUUCAGCCAGGUCACUGGUCUUCGUCACCAUAUCAGAACCCAUACAGGGUAUAAACCAUACAGCUGUCACUUCUGUUAUUACCGAUUUGCAAGAUCAGAUUCUUUAGCUAGGCACUUGAAACUGGAACACCAAAAGAGAAACAAAGAUACCUCUUCAGGAAAAGAUGUCAAUGCUAUACAAUAACGGAACUCUUUAUUUUAUAUUUGUAUAUAUUUAUUUAUUGGUAUGGGGGAAUUUUGUUCCACAGUCUCAUUAUUUCUAGAAUGUGUGUGUGCGUAUGUGAAUGUACAUGCAUGCAUGUAUGUGUAAAUGUGUGUGUGUGUGUGUGUGUGUGAAUGAAUAUGUCAUAAUCAUCAUUUUAAUAUCAUAUCCACUUUUCUGUGCUUUCAUGGGUGAGAUGAAAUUUGUUGAGGCAGAUUGUCUACAACUGGAUGCCCUUCCUGUCACCAACUCUCACUUGUUUCCAGUCAAGGUAAUAUUUCUCCAUGGCCAGACAUGUUUCUCAUGGGAGAUUGGAAAUGAAAGUGACACUCAUUUACACCCUACACACAAUGUCAAAACAAGGACAUAUACACAUUCACACACAUAUAUAUUGGCUAAUAAUCUUAGCCUGUAUGACAACAACAGCUAUGUUUCUUGGAAUAAGAGAUUUCAUUCAUCUGUAUUUUUUUAAAGAGAAAUUACCAAAAGAUUGGUUAUUUAUCUACUAAAUUGUUUAUAUUGAAUCCCAUGCAGAUCAUCAUUAAAAAUAAAAAUAAUAAUAACAAUUAUAAAUCAACAAACUACCUCUGUAUCUCCUUGUUGACAUGUGCUUUCAUGGGUGAGAUUAAAUUUUAUACAUACGUUUUCCCUCUGGUGGUGAACUUGUCAUUAAAGGGGAGAGAAUUUCUUCUUGAUUAGACAAAGUCGAACCAGCAUUUUUAAUUUAAACAUUUUUUAUUUCUUUUUUUCUUACACAAAAUAAAAAAUAAAAUCAA
Octopus bimaculoides (California two-spot octopus) is the source of this 8274-nucleotide messenger RNA. RefSeq lists its product as uncharacterized. Gene Ontology annotation, molecular function: RNA polymerase II cis-regulatory region sequence-specific DNA binding; DNA-binding transcription factor activity, RNA polymerase II-specific. Gene Ontology annotation, biological process: regulation of transcription by RNA polymerase II. The record is from RefSeq and is a predicted model, not a curated record. NCBI's taxonomy places the organism in Eukaryota, Metazoa, Mollusca, Cephalopoda, Octopoda, Octopodidae.